This is a messenger RNA of Moneuplotes crassus, 1331 nucleotides long. The record is from the annotation of a GenBank genome assembly. Lineage: Eukaryota; Ciliophora; Spirotrichea; Euplotida; Euplotidae.
UAAAGCGAAUUAAGAGCCGCCAUAAGAGCAUUGUUAUGGCUAGACUAGCGAAUCAAGAGAAAAUGAUACAAGCGUAUACUGGCAGGAGUCCUAGCCCAUCAGCCGUUAACAAUUCUGGGCUGCGUCCAAAAUCAUACAUAGAAAUUACAGAUAAUCAAGAUGUUUCCUUUGAUACUAUUGCUCGAGCCAAAAAUGACUACUCUCCUAUGCUACCUUCUAUUAGUCCCACCUCCUCCAAAGUUAAGGUAAAUUUCUUAAAAAGAAACAUGAGUAUUGCCAACCAAGUGGUCAGAAGCUAUAGAAGUUUUAGCAGGAGGCAUGCAUACAACCUGAAGUAUGAAGUGACAGAUGGAAGUGAGAACAAUGACUACGAUCUACAAAAGGAUAGUUCCUCCACAAAUGCAGCUUCUAGUCCCAAACCAAAAAGACAUAAAGUUCAGCCUUUGAUGUCCCGGACUUCUAAAAGCGUAGUACCAGAAAGAGUCAUUCAAGUUAAACCCAUUGAAGGCCGAGAAAUGCUAGAAUCAAUAGCAGAAACUAAAGAAACUGAGAAGAAAUUAAUCGAUAUGAAGAAUAGAGUAGGAAAGCUCUUAAAGGAACGAGAGAAAGCUCUCUCGAACAUCCGUUUGGCUAAGAACCGAGUAAAUUACAUUGGUAAAAUCAAUGUUUCCAAAGACAGAGAUAAAAGCGCGAAAUAUAGAUUCAGACAAAUGAUGAAUCUUAAAAUACAAGAGCAGAAGCAAGAAAUUGCUCGCAGAAGAAGACAAAUGAAGGAAAACAUAGCUAACUCUAAAAAGCAAAAGAUUGAAGAGAACCGAUUCUUGAAAAAUAGGGAAAAGCAAACUAAAGUUGAAAAGGCUAUGGAAGCCCAACAAAAAGCACUAGAAGAUAUGCAAAGAGUUAGAAAGCUUAAGAGCCAAGUUAUAUCUCAUAAGAAAAAUAAAAGUAAUUUUCUAACUCAGCUUAACAAUUCCAAAAAUGAUAUGAACCAGAUCAGAUAUCAUCUCAAAAAUGAGAAGCUAGCAGCCACUAGAGGAACUCAUCAGGAGCAGAUAGAUCAGCUUAAGAUGGAGGAACAAAAGUUACUCCAAGAACUUGAGAAAACCAUGCAAAAGCAAGAAGCUGUUGAAUCAGAAGCUAAUUCUCCUUCAAGACUUAGAAGAGCUCCCUCCCUGAAUAUUGAUGCUAAAUUUGCAAUGUUUAAGGGAAAGGUUAAGGACCCAAACCAGAUGAGAGCUCAGCUCCAACUGAGAGAUUCACAAGGAAGUUUUUAUAGUAAAGAAAGUGCUGAAAAUGAAGUAUCAAUCAAGUUAUGUAAGGAUGAAUAAUUC